UCAAACGGCUAGAAAAUAUUUCCAUCGUAAAAAUUGGCAAGUUCAUCAUACUAUUAUUAUUGAGUCGACUGUUGGACCUUCUCCGCUGGCUCCGACUGCGAAAGCUGGUACACAAUCAGGAUAGGAUUCUUUUGUCUAGUUUGUGGCCCUCUCUUGCACUACACGUGUUACUCACUUCAUCAUACACGAGUUACAACACAAGUCUUUCUGCCCUACUCACAACAACGAAUGGUUAGUUGGUUACCAAUUUAAGUCAACGUCGUGCAUUUUGAAGACACUUGGAUUGUGACGUCAUUUUCUUAUAUCAUAAUAAUAAUAAUAUUAAAGCCAGCCUACUAAUUAACUGGUACUGGAGUCUGUCUGGGCAGAAGGAAGUCGUCUUCCACCUCCGGCACGAUGAGUACACACAUCCUGGUGUUUCCGUACCCGGCCCAAGGGCACAUGCUCCCACUUCUGGACCUGACCCACCAGCUCUCCCUCCGUGGCCUCACCAUCACCAUCUUGGUCACCCCAAAGAACCUCCCCACCCUCUCCCCUCUCCUCUCCGAGCACCCCUCCAUCCAAACCCUCGUCCUCCCCUUUCCUCCCCACCCCAGCCUACCCGAAGGCGUCGAGAACGUCAGGGACAUCGGCAACGCUGGAAACGUACCCAUCAUCGCCGCCUUGCGCCAGCUCCACGACCGGCUUCUCCGCUGGUUCCACUCCCACCCGUCUCCCCCUGUGGCUAUCGUCUCCGACUUCUUCCUCGGCUGGACCCUACACCUAGCCCACCAGCUCCGCAUCCCCAGGAUCGCUUUCUUCUCGUCCGGUGCGUUUCUGGCCUCCGUCAAUGACUACUGCUGGCGCAAUAUGACAAGCGUUCCCGAUUCUUCUACAGCGCUCGUUCACUUUCCCGAUCUCCCCAGAUCGCCGUCCUUCAAGGAGGAGCAUCUGCCUUCCCUCUUCCGCAUCUACAGCGAAUCCAACCCCAACACGGCGUUCCUCAAGGAUGACGUGCUCGCAAAUACGUCGAGUUGGGGUUGCAUUUUCAACAGCUUCGACGAACUGGAAGGCCCAUACUUGGACUACCUCCGGAGAGUCGUGGGACACGCGCGCGUCUACGGGGUCGGCCCGCUGAGUGUAGUGGGGAUCAAUGACGGUGCCAAUCGGGGCAACCCGGACUCCGAUUCGGGCAACGACGUACUAACGUGGCUCGAUGGGUGCCCCGACGGGUCAGUUCUCUACGUCUGCUUCGGGAGCCAGAAGUUGUUGAACAAACAGCAAAUGGAGGCCCUGGCGUCGGGGAUCGAGAAGAGCGGGACACGAUUCGUGUGGGUGGUGAAAGCGGGCACGACCCAACAAGAGGCGGAAGGGUACGGCGUGGUACCGGAGGGGUUCGAGGAACGGGUGGCCGGAAGGGGAGUGAUAGUGAAGGGGUGGGCGCCACAGGUGAGGAUACUGAGCCACGGGGCGGUGGGAGGGUUUGUGAGUCACUGCGGGUGGAACUCGGUGCUGGAAGCGAUAGUGGCGGGGACGAUGAUCCUGGGUUGGCCCAUGGAGGCGGACCAGUUCGUGAACGCCAGGCUGCUGGUGGAGUACAUGGGCGUGGCCGUGAGGGUGUGCGAGGGCGCCCACUCGGUGCCUGAUCCGGCCCACUUGGCGGGGGUGAUUGCGGAGUCGAUGGGCGGGGAGAGUGGUGAGAAAGCGGGGUCAAGGGCACUGAGGGAUAAGGCGCUUGAAGCGGUGAGGGAUGGUGGGAGCUCUUCCAGGGAUUUGGAUGCUCUUGUUAAGGAGCUGGCCCUCCUCCGACCGAGUCACGACGCUUGAGGUGAAAUCUCUGUCAAAGCUUCUGGACGUUUUUACCUGUCAAAUGCAAAUUCUUUGCAAAAUCAUUUGUAUAACCAUAACCAUUCUUGCAAAUGGUUAUAAUCGAACCCAAAAAGUAGCAUUAAAUAAAUUCCUAAACAAAUAUAAGUGUGUGAGGACACGAAAAUAUGAUUUUGUAUCUUCAA
Messenger RNA from Corylus avellana, 1991 nucleotides. RefSeq names its product UDP-glycosyltransferase 89A2. Gene Ontology annotation, molecular function: UDP-glucosyltransferase activity. Lineage: Eukaryota; Viridiplantae; Streptophyta; Magnoliopsida; Fagales; Betulaceae. The record is from RefSeq and is a predicted model, not a curated record.